GUUGGUCGCUUUGGUCGUCCUUGUCUGACGUGCACUUCGUGCCAUCCGCUGCUAUGUUUUCCAUGUUACCUUGCGGAGUACUAUCCGCUUGGUCUAUAAGUCACCACAAAAUUUUCCUCGUCGAUGCGCUUUAAAGGAUUUCUUAAUUUUUACCUGGGGCGAUCGCCUUCCUUGUUUAUGCCGCUGCAUCCCUUUCAUCGGCAUCAUGCUGCUUGUUAGAAUACCUCAAAUACGGCUUCAAUUUUAUUUACGCACUAUUGAUGCUCUCAUUCCUACAAACUUAUAGUCAACGAAUACUCAGCGAGAUUGGCACCAGGUGGACUGUUUUGUUUCUCUCUAUCACGCCGGAUGACCUCAAAUCUACUCUUCAAUCUUCACCGUGUAUCCUUUUACGCUGCACUAUAUGUCCGCCCCUUUGAGAUGUGGCAGUAACGUCGUGCACGAGCCUUUAAAUCGCUCUCCGAUUUCGAUGCUGUCGCAUUCUGUAAGUCGGGGAUCCUCGUUGUCUCAUUCGGAUCCCGACAAAGUGGAUGGUCGUACAAACAAUCGGGGAACCUCUGCUUCACUGUCCACCUUUCAUGCGACCACCGCCACCGACACCAGCAGCGAAACCAGCGAAGGUGCUUGUCACGUACUUUACACUACGUCACCUGCUGUCUCUGGCUACUCAAACACCGUUGUGAAUCAGUACCUUAGCGAUUUGGGUCACAUUUGUGGGCCUGCCGUGUUACGCGAUUCGACCCUUCAAUCAGGCAAACCCAUGUCUGAGAUAUCCUGUCUCCCAUCCACCUUUCACAUUAAGCAAGAAUCUGACACUUGUUCUCCACCCGUCCGAAGUCACUCUGUACAUUCACUCCCGAGCGCGUUGGCUCCGCCUUUUUCCCUUCUCAAUCCGACUGCAUUGUGCGGCUCAGGGCGUUUCUCUGUUGCAAAAUGUGAAGCGUUUGAGGAUGUCAAGUUGCUUUCACGAAGUCAGCUCGUCUCUCCUGCGGAUAAUCUGGAGCAGAUCAGGUACGGAAUCCUCAGUUCCGCCUCUCAUUUGACACCUCGACAAUCCGGUUACAGCGUUUGCUCCCCAUCGCCAUCGGAACCGAAUCGCUCCAUGCUUUUUUCGGGUCCUCUACGCUCCUCUGACAGUUCACAAUUGUCCGUCUUCACCACUCACGGCGCUACCCUUUCCCCGCUCUCUAUCACAUCUCAGGUUAUUCCCGGUACGACCCAUCACCAACCGGUGACCAUGUCGUCGGCGAACUUCAACUCAGGCACCCUCUCUCACGGACACAUGAGCACCUUCGAAACCAGUGAUGAACCUCCGCACCAUUUUGCUAGCAUCCCUAAUUUUUCUUUACUAUCCCCGUCCAUCUCCUCACUGGAUUCGUCUAACAAGCGAUUGCAUUCUAAUGGAAACGGUGUUUGUACCACCUUUGUCCCGUGCGAUUUGUCCGCGACCCCUCUACCCUUGGGUCUGAGUCCUCGGUCCUCUAAGGCGCGUCGUUAUUCCUAUCCUUACGAACCGAUUGGUGCCACGUCCUCCAGGCUAUACACAAAAGAAUAUCACAUGCAGUCGUUAACGGAUCGCACAAGCAACGAGAAUACUCCAUCUCCUAAUAUGUUCCGGACCGUAGUUGGUAACGUGCCCUCACCCACUCCUCCGGCCGCAGGCACCACAUUACCAAUGCUGAGUUUGAAUGGUGAUACACGCGCUUUGUGCAACACCAUAUCCUCGGGUUCCAAUGAAAAUCAACCGCAUUCCAUAGGAUCCACCAGCAGUCUCGUUGAUCAGAAGGGAUUUACCACGGAUGGGGAAGUCUCCUUGCCUGGAUUCAGCAGUCCCGAGUCCGCAUUCUACCAAUAUCAGAAUCGCAUGGAGGGUCAGCGGUGUCAGGUAUGUGGUGAAUUGGCUGCUGGAUUUCACCACGGCGCGUACGUCUGUGAGGCAUGUAAGAAAUUUUUCAUGCGUCAUUCGCUAACGGACACAAAACCGACCAAUGUUUGUCCCACCGGCGGCAAUUGCGUGGUCGCCAAGGGGAGCCGUGGCAAGUGUCAAAUCUGUCGCUAUCGCAAAUGUCUCUACGUGGGCAUGAAGAUGAAAGAUCCGGAGACCCAACCAGACAUCGAUAUCUCAAAUAUCCCCUGUCGAGUUUGCGGUGGUCGUUCAUCCGGAUUCCAUUUCGGUGCUUUGACAUGCGAAGGUUGCAAGGGAUUUUUCCGACGUACUGAAGGCUCAGCUGGCUCCCUCGUCUGCGUAGGUGGUCAAAAUACAUGCACUAUCACACCACGCAGCAGAAACGCCUGCAAAAGUUGUCGAUUUCGGCGCUGUCUCUCAGCAGGAAUGUCUAAAAAAGGAAGCCGCAUUGGUAGGCAGCCGAACGCAGUGAAAUUUCAUUGUGCGAUUGAAAUCAAACAGUUGCGUUCGCUGCGUGGCAGCUAUUCCAGCCAAACUGACACGUUUCCCGCCUCCUCCAACCCAUAUGGUCCACCGUACGGGGUCGAUACGGCUUCGCUGCACAACCGGAGCGAUGUAGAGAGCCCGAAAUACAGUCCGGACACAUUGACACCCACAUACUCCACCAAACGCACAGGCGACUCCAGUGUCUGGCUUGGUGAUCAGAAGCCACCGUUGUCACUGCUGCUCCUGUUCCCUCGAGCCUCCGAACCGAUCGAUGUGAUGUCCACUUGCACCGGCUACACCGACGACACCAGCACGCACCGCGUGGUGAGCUACUCCCCGAGCUUCACGCGAUCCGCCACCACUUCGAACCGUGCAGACCUCCCUGCUGCCGCCAGAUCGGUGUCCGAGACCAGUGGAACCGACUCUUUCCCACGUCCUUCAAGACUUACACUAUCUCAGGACAGACAAAAGUUGCUCGAGCACGAUCCACAGUCUCUCCUAUCCGAUGAUGACGAUGACGAGACUGCGGACAUCGACCCUCAGGAACCAGUUUCAUCUGCACAUCCGCCAAUUGACCGAAUCCCUCUAAGACAUUCAUCUGGGUGCAGUGGACGUGUCCCCGUCUCCAUGAGUAGCUCGUCCCAGUUGAGUCCGUUCGGAUUUCAAAGUGAACCUUCAAAUUCUACUACAGCAGUGAACAGCAAAACAGACGCGAGCGUGUCCCCGACGGAUCGUGACCAAGUCACUCUGACCACUGCACUGAUUGCCAGCCUGGCCAAACGGCUGGCGGACGAAGAGGAGGCUGGGUUGUUAUCGGAAAAUGAUGAUUUGGCCACCUCAUGUCCGCCGUCACAUGAGGCUAUUUUACGUUUCACCGACGGAAUGCGUACUGCAACAGAAUUUUUGCGAUUACCGAACACGUACUUCAAAACGCGGUUUCGCAUGACCUCCAUCCCACCGGACCAUCAGAGCAACGCAGUGCAAGUGUGGAGUCAUAUGAUGAACCAUUUUCACAUGCACGCGCAACAAAUUGUGCAAUUUGCCAAGCUUGUCCCAGGCUUCAAUCAACUGGGCAUCACAGCCCGCAGCAGCUUGGUCCGUGGCGCAAUGUAUCCCGUGGUGCUGUUGCUCUUGAGUCGCGACUACCAACCAGACACAGACGAGUACAAUUAUUUUGAUUUUCCGCCCGAGGAACGUGCCAUGAUCAUGCACCACUUCCCCACGUUCAUCCGCUUCACCGAACAUCUUCGAAUGACUGGUCGACUGCUCUAUCAUCUGGGUCUCAGUUUGCAGGAGUUAUCUUUGUGCUCGGCUGUAGAAAUUCUGCGCAAUUACCACUCCCUCGAAGAUCCAGUCCGAUUGAGUACGAAAGAGCUCUUCAUUUUAGCUCAUCACAGCCUACGCAAUUGCAUGCUCAGGCGUUCCGAUGGUUCCGCUGAGUUGGACGAACGUCACCGAUGGGCUCAGCUAGUCGCUUUGAACAAAAUGAUCCAGGCGAUGAACAAAGAACAUCACGAAAUCUUGUCCGCUCUAAAAGAAGUUCGACCGGACUUGCAUUUUCCUGAACUCUACAUCGAGAUGUUCCAAUUGGCCGACAGCGCAUCGGCUCUGUUCUCUGCCUCGGCCAAGGCAGUAACCUUGGCCUGCUCCAGCGCCUUUCAAUCAUUAGCCCCAUUGAAAUUAUCACUGUGUCAGCAACAACCACCACUACAAGAUUCCACUGCGUCUGCUGGUGCUGCUACGACUACUGUUGCUGCAACUCCUGCUGUUGGAUUACAAUCUACGGAUCCAAACACUUCAACCGAAGCUACCGAUUUGACCCAAUCCAACUUCCUGCCUACCGGGGAUCGUUGGGAUGCUAGUCGGUUUGCGUUGGCAGUCCCUGCUGCCGUUGCCGCAGUGGCUGCGGUGGCCGCCGCAGCCGAGGCUAGCUAUCCGCCGACACAUCUGGUAGGUGGGACGACCACGUUAUCUCGAUCAGACGGAACCGGUGCACGUUCGCCGCCGUACUUUGUCACACCUUCCUCAAUUUUCUUCCCAUCUCAGCCCCCACCACCGUGACACUAUGCCACCCCUGUGAUUGGAAGAGAUCCUGUGCAUCUCGACGGUUGCGCGCUGCUUUCCCCCCCCCCCCCCGCUGAUGUCAGCAUUACUUUUUUGUAUAUCUGCGCCCCAUCUCAUUGUGUUUGCAUCUCAGGCUUUUGUGCACUCAUAAAGCGCCAUGAUUGUUCCUUAUUGUUUAUAUUACUUAAACUCUUUCCUUCUUUUUGAUUGGAUAAUUCCCGUUUCCGCGACUUCUUGCCCUUUUCACAGAUAUUCUUAUCUAUGUUAAUACACCGCAUGCGCAUCUGUAUACGUCGAUAUAUCCGCAUUGUUCGGGAUACUGCUUUUAUUAUUCGCAACCUCAGGACAGCGGAGACUUGAAGACUCUUCAUUGCGACCUCCGCUUUUGUUUGUUUGUUUUUCUUUUUUCUGCCCUGAUUUUAGGUACUGUUUUAUUCAGACAAUUUUUCCACGCCCUUGGCGAGCCGUGUAUUGGGCUCCAGUGAACUACAAUGUCUUAUGUCGCAUUAUUAUGUGAAUAUUUUCCGAAUCAGAUGCAUUUUCGGUUGUUCACAAAUGCCAUCUAUCCUUCACAUGCACACACACAUUCUCUUUCGUCUGUCCCCUGUGAUUGACAACUGUACGCUCGUUUUCCCGUCCUUGCUCCCUUACACCAUGUUCAUUGGUUCGUAUUCGAUGUUUAAAUGGCGCCCCCCAUCCCUUCCAUUUUUAGAAUCCCGGUCCAAUGUGCGGUUUCGCAUUGGUGGUACAACCGCACCGGCACAUAUUAUCUCCAUCUUUUCCAUUCUGCUGAAUUUUGUGGCUCCCUGGAGUCCCUCACUUGUCAAAUCAGUCCAGCUCUCAACCCCGGUUUCCGUUUCCAUCCCUUCCGCAUUCUUUUGUGGAUGCAUCACGACCAGAUGCCAAUUGCACGUUGUAGCUUCUCCCUCUUUCCGGUGGAGAGUUUACUCAGGUCAUUUGAGCACACACCUUUUAUUCGGAAGAAUUUUUCUCUCUGCUUUGUUACCCUGUGUUCAUUUUUCACACGCAUCGCUACUGCCCUGUUCACGAUACAUACUGCCGAAGUCGCCUCCGUUUGAGGCGCUUACACCAGGAAACUUUAUCGCCAUCGACAGCACUCUGGCUACCUCAGUCGACCGUCGUGCGGUCUUUGACCACAUUGCCAUCCCCCCUCCAUUCACUGUGGAUGAAGAGGUGCUUUUUUCUCCUUCACUCAGUCAUGAUGCAUUCUUACCAUUCUUUUUAACUGUGGGUUAUUCACACAAAGCGCCUUCCUCUGUUUUCUCUCCCUUGGUUUCCUACGACCUCGCUGUGUCGGCAACAAUGUUACCAUUCAGCCACUUUUUUGCCUUUGAUUUUAUCCUUGUCUUUUACCGGAAAGAAAUUUGACUGUCGCCUCUGUUGUUUACUUACCUUACCACCACUUCUCAAUUGCUCAUCGUUACCAUCCAAUAAGACAGCGCCACUCUCUUAUUAUUUUCCUUUCCCUUAACCUAGACAACAUGUAAGUUUGGCUUCUACGGUUGUAUUUUGAGCCGUUGCGCAUCCCCCCGCACAUCUAUCGCCACAGUGUCACCACACUCUCUAGCGAGGUGGUCCGCGUUAUUGUCGUCAUUACUAAUGUCACGCCACCAAUCCGACCAUCAUCAUCAUCAUCUCGUUAUUCGCGUUGCGCCUGUUCGGUCGCAAGAUGCGUUGGUUGGUGUGCUCUUCCGCUUCCCCCUUUAUCCUCUUCACUUUUGUAUGCCACUUUUUUUUGUAGUCGCCCCUCAAUGAAGCGCCACGAUCAUCAGCAACCCUCUCCUCAGGUAUCUUGCUCGAUGCGUUCACGAGUUAUUCAUUUUUCUAUCGAAGUGUUUUGGGCAUCUCAUGUGUAUUGUACGCUUUUUCUCUUUUUCCUGGUUCAUGUCUUUAAAAUCAUGACGUUUCCGAUCUACAUGUGACGGAAUGAUUUU
Messenger RNA from Dicrocoelium dendriticum, 6411 nucleotides. Lineage: Eukaryota; Metazoa; Platyhelminthes; Trematoda; Plagiorchiida; Dicrocoeliidae. The record is from the annotation of a GenBank genome assembly.